UUUUGAGCUUAGGCGGCGCGUUAGGAUCAUGCGCGAAUAAUGAUAUACAGUGAGAUCACGUGAAUUUUUGAAAAUUCGAAAAUAGUAAAAAAACGAACAAUGAAAAUUUGUUGAAAAAUUCAGUGAAUCUUGCGGAAUUUUUGGAUUAAUUUGGCUUGUUGUUUUGACAAAAGAUCGAUGAUGAUAAUGAAGAGUAGGAUGAUGAGGCGAUGAAAUCUCAAGAACACAGCCCAAAAUCGAUUUGCAGUGUUGGAGGAAAACAGAGUAAGCACGAAACUAGCACAGGGGAUUCCAAAAUACCCCCGACUUGUUUGGACCACCACAAAUCAGUAUCAUUAACGAAUUUGCAACCUACGAUAAUACAGCCAAGGAUGGCUCAAUUAGAAACACUAGAAGCAAAGAUGGCCAGUAUAGAAGUGUCUUUGUCCAGUACACCGAGAAGAAAGAAGAAUGGUAGCCUAACAGGCAUCAGUAUAGGCUCCUCCAUACGAUCUAUCCCCAAGGAGUUGGCCUUGAAAGAGUUGGAGAAUCUGAGAAACGCCUUGAGGGACAAGGAAAACAUCAUACAAAGCCUGAAGGGUCAACUGACCCUACCAGGGCUGAGACUGAACGCCAUGCGUACUAACAACAACAGCAAUAUCAAAGAACUGAGCGAUGUUGAAAGAAGGCAGGCUGAAGAUAGACUCAACAGGUUGAGAACUGACGUUGACAACAAAAGACUGGCUAUCAAGAAUCUGAAGAUGGCGUUGGAGAGAUUAGAUAUAACAGACAAUAUUGAUGUACGGAUACAACAAGCAGAACUGGAAUAUCAGUUGGGAAGGGAAGAACUCAAUCUUCUAACACUGUUAGAAGAAACUAGAGCUCUCCAAAUGUGUAUAGAAGAAUCGAAUAAAGCUUCAUCAAACUCGCACACCUUGUACAGUUGUGUAGAUGGAAAUGAAUUUUUAAUUCUACAAGCAGUAGAAUUGGAAUAUGACCCCAAGAGUCCAAAGUUUGGGGCAGGUCAAAAAGAUUCUGUUGCUGGUCUCUAUAUAGACUGGGCUCUAGAAGAUACUGACUUACAUAAAGGUGAUAGGCUGAUCGAGGUAAAUGGAAAAAUUGUUCUCAACAAAACCCGAGAAGAUCUGAACCGACUUCUAGCUGCUGAUCCUGAUCCAGCUCAGAUAGUCCUACUCAGAAGAUUGUCUCAGUCAGAAUCAUCGAUUGUAUCCAAUAACAACUCUAAAGCAAUACAAGCCCUACGAACAGAGCUCGAAUCAACCAUAGAGAAAGCAGAGGAAGCACAGAAAGCCAAGGACAUUUUGAGAUCAGAUAAUAUUCGUUUGACUCACAGGAUAUCUUACCUCGAAGAACAGGUUUCGGAUCUUCUGAGUAGAAAACCAUCCGAUCCAGACUGCAGAGUCAUCUCUCCCACCCCAGUGAUUUCCAAAUCUACUCAUAACGUAACCCACAUCAACAUCAGAACACAAUCACCCUCCAACUCCACUAGCACUAACUCAGAAGUACAAGUUUUCCAGAAAGGUAACCAUGUAACCAACUACACACCUAACGGUCUGGACCCCAAAGAACAAAUACCACAUCAAAUGAGGUCAAAAAGCAGUUUGUCCAACGUGUCCAAUACCCACAUCCCAGCUCCAGAUUACAACUGCCAGAAAAGCCACAGCAAGCACAAGCACAGAUCUUCCAGGAGCGGAGUCCAAUCACCAGUGAGCAACGGCUUGAUGAACGAGAAGAUAACCUACAGAAAACAUGGCCACCACCAUCAUCACAGAGAGAAGGACUAUAGCUCUGAAACCAACUCCGCAGUGGAUCACGUGAAAAGGCUCAAUAAGAAGAACCACGAGCAUAACAGGUACUCGGCAGAUUUUGCAAAGGCAAAUUCUGAUAAAGAGUACACUAAUGAUGUUAUGGACCAGAGCUACAAGAAAGCCACAAAGAUAGUACAAGACUUGACGAAGACUCGAGACGCCACGCUCUAUGAGAAGCAUCGCCAGAAGUGCAUCACUGCUUCUGAGAAGUACAACGCUGAUAUCCUGAGGCACUACAACACGAGGAAGUCGACUUCGGUCCUGGAUUUCCGGUCAGAAGUCCAUAUAGGCCCUAAGUACGACUCCAAAAGUGUCGAGGACUUGGACAACAACCGUGGAUUCACCAAUAGAAGAGUUGGAGACUCACGUAGUGUCAAGUCAUUGGACUUUGACAGUGACUGUAACUCUACUUCUACCAAUUGCAGGAUCAGCAACAUAGACUACACUUCGGAGCCUACGAAUGAUCCCAAGAAAUUGCCCUACUAUCCUAAUGGCUACGAUACGAGGCCAGCGAGACCAGUUCCUCCUAAGAAGCCAUUGAGGCUGUCUCUUCACAAGACCAGCAGUAUGCAGUCUGUGGAGACAGAGCCAGAAAAUCAGAGGAGGAACGAGAGGAAGAGGAACCAUAAAGGCCAGGUCCCAGCAGUGAAUUUCAUCACCUCUGAGCAGAACGGGAGAGUCAAUGGACAUAGGGAACAGCAGAUUAAGUGGAAUUUCAGGAGGAGCAUGGAUACAGCCCUGGAAAAUGGUAGUUGGUGUUGAGAAACAAAUCGUGCAGUGUUCGAGCUGGUUGAUAAUUUUGCCUUUGGACUCAUUUUCGGCAGUGGGAGCAGAGCAGAUGUACAUAACUAUUGAUAGAUAUUGUGAAUCGUACUAUAACUUCAGAUAAAUCGCAAUUUUGAGUGCUUUAAUAUUAGGAUUAUUGAACGUACAUGACUGAAUGAAAAUAUUUUUAUUAUUGUGAAACUGUUUAAUUAUUUCUCAGAGAAAAACAUAUAUUUUGUAAUAAAAAAGAUGCUCAUAGCUAGAUAUUUUCAGUAUUAUUUUCAUUGGGAUCGAUUCCAUAGUUGAGGGUGUUGCCUUGUUGAUAAGCCCAAGCCAUUCGUUUACUUGUAAAGUAUAUCCCUGGAUGACCAUCUUUCGAUAAAGUGAUAGCACCUGGAAAUGA
Messenger RNA from Phaedon cochleariae (mustard beetle), 2976 nucleotides. The record is from the annotation of a GenBank genome assembly. Lineage: Eukaryota; Metazoa; Arthropoda; Insecta; Coleoptera; Chrysomelidae.